AUGACAUCUAAUUUCAAGGCCCUUGUAUUUGACCUAGGAGGUGUCCUGUUGAACUGGGAUCGUUCCAGCGUUGACAUGAUGACUCCGAACCAAUUUCUGACCAUCAUGAAUUCGACAACCUGGCACAAUCUCGAUAGAGGGUUAGUUACGCUCAAAGAAGCUUGUGUGGAGUUUGGCCAUCUACUUGGCCUAGAUGCGUCCACCGCCGAGGCUGCCCUGGAGCAGGCCCAGCUAUCGCUCACACCUAACACCUCGCUGAUUGAAACAAUUCAUGAUUUGCGGGCGUCGAACCCCAGCCUAAAGUUCUACGUUAUGUCCAACAUCUCUCGCGAGCACUUCGAAAUAGUCCAACGUCUCAACAUCCCAUGGUCGGUUUUCGACAAAGCUUUUGCGUCCGGCGUCGAGGGCAUGCGGAAGCCCGACUUGUGUUUCUUCGAGCACGUUAUCAAACAGACAGGAGUUCCUGCAGACCAGAUAGUAAUGAUCGAUGAUACGGCUGAGAAUAUUUGUGCGGCUCGAUCAAAGGGCAUGCAUGGCAUUCUUGUCGAUAAGGCGCUCCCAAACGUCAACAUCACUCUGAGGAAUAUGCUCCAGGAUCCCCUCCCACGGGCCCAAGCUUUCCUGAAGAACAACGCCGGGAGCCACCAUUGCACUGUCGAAGGCCACGAGGAGAUUCAGCUAAAGGACAACUUUGCGCAGUUGAUGAUCUGGGAGCUCACCGACGAUGAGGACAUAAUAUACCUCAAAUGGCCUAACGGCCGAAUGCUUGGGUCUCAGGACACUCAUGCCAAUGGCAACACCUGCACGGCAUCUCAAGUUGAAGACGGUCUCUGGAACUAUUUCUUUGAGGCUCCUAUCCUUACAACACGUCAAUUCCCUCCUGACGCCGAUACAACGUCGACGGCAUAUCUCUCCCUUCCUAAGCGGUACCUCUCCACGGUGCCGCCCGUCGAGCUCAUCUUGGAUGAGAUGGCAGCGAAUUCGGAUUCGGAUGGAAUCAUGCAGACGUAUUUUGACCCGAAACGGCCUCGUGUCACCCCCGAGGUUUGCUGCAAUAUACUUCGAGUCUUCCACAGCUUUGGCCACGGCUCCGAUCCCCGCAUCAAAAGAACUGAGGAUUAUGUCGUAGAGUGCCUAAACAACAACGCCUGUCUCAACGGAAACCGGCACUACUCGACGCCCGAGAGCUUCCUCUAUUUCGUGGCUCGGCUAUACGCCGAAACCAACUCCCUGUCGCUAAGGAAGAGGCUAAAGGCAAUCAAGCCACAACUCCAGAAACGGCUUGAUAUGCCCGCGAACCCAUUGGCCCUGGCACUGCGCUUGUUCGCCUGCCAAUCAAUGAGGGUUGAUCCACUGCUCUAUCAGAAAGACCUGGAAAGGCUGCUGUCCCUGCAAGAGGAAGACGGUGGGUGGCCCGCUGGACACUUUUGUUGCAUAGGAAGGACUGGUGCUCGCAUAGGCAAUCGUGGCUUGACAACGGCCCUUGUGGCAAGAAUACUCCAACAUGAGAAGGCUAACGCUUAA
This is a messenger RNA of Neoarthrinium moseri, 1524 nucleotides long. RefSeq lists its product as uncharacterized. Bases 1 to 1524 code for a protein of 507 amino acids. NCBI's taxonomy places the organism in Eukaryota, Fungi, Ascomycota, Sordariomycetes, Amphisphaeriales, Apiosporaceae. The transcript is spliced from 3 exons. The record is from RefSeq and is a predicted model, not a curated record.